Messenger RNA from Ricinus communis (castor bean), 1398 nucleotides. RefSeq names its product probable polygalacturonase At3g15720. The transcript is spliced from 9 exons. Gene Ontology annotation, biological process: carbohydrate metabolic process. The coding region runs from base 32 to 1342 and encodes 436 amino acids. Lineage: Eukaryota; Viridiplantae; Streptophyta; Magnoliopsida; Malpighiales; Euphorbiaceae. Gene Ontology annotation, molecular function: polygalacturonase activity. The record is from RefSeq and is a predicted model, not a curated record.
CAAUUUUUCUCUCUUGGUUAAGAGAAGCAGAAUGGAGGUACUAAGUGGCAUUUUGCUCUUCUGCUUUGCUGUGUUUAGUAUAUUUAUUGGAAGUGCACGUUCAUCUGUUCUUAACGUUGUUGAUUUUGGUGCCACUGGAGAUGGCCAAACCGAUGAUUCUAUGGCUUUUCUACAAGCAUGGAAAGCUUUAUGUGGAGCUGCACCGGCUCAGAAUGUCCCAAUCCUCAUGGUACCUGCAGGGAAGACAUUUUUACUACAGCCUGUGGAAUUCUCAGGUCCCUGCUCGUCUAGCGCGGUUUCUGUUCAGGUUUUAGGAAACAUAGUAGCACCUAGAAGUAUCGAUGCAUGGAAAUUUGGGCAAUCAGAAAGCUGGUUAUCAUUCUCACAUGUUCUCAAUCUCACUAUUUUUGGUACAGGACAAAUUGAUGGCCAGGGUUCAGCCUGGUGGUCUCAUUCACAAUCCAACGACUUAAAAGUAUUAAUCUACUUUGUAUCAUCUUCUUUAGAAGUCCUUUCAUCAUUUUCUUUUAAAUAUAAAUUGAUGAUAAUUUUAAAAAUUUCCAGGAAACUAAUAACAAGAAUUACAAUCGCUCUACACUUCAACCAAUGUAACAACCUUACACUAACAGGUCUCACUCAUAUUAACAGUCCCAAAAGUCAUAUAUCAUUAAGUGGUUGCACUGGUGUGAUGAUCUCACAUCUUAAUAUAAUUGCACCAAAGGAAAGCCCUAACACCGAUGGAAUUGACGUCUCUCGGUCAAGCCAUGUCAAGAUUUUACACUCUAACAUUGCAACUGGGGAUGACUGUGUUGCUAUCAAUGGUAAUUCCUCCAACAUCAGAAUUAUCGAUGUCGUAUGCGGUCCAGGUCAUGGCAUCAGCGUAGGAAGUCUAGGAGCAAAUGGAUGCUCUGAUACUGUGGAAGAGGUGCAUGUCCAAAAUUGUACUUUCAAUGGAACUCAAAAUGGAGUAAGAAUCAAGACAUGGCAGGGUGGACAAGGGUUUGCAAGGCUGAUCUCUUUUGAGCAUAUCACACUAAUAGCAUCCAAAAACCCUAUAAUAAUCGACCAGUAUUACUGCGAUGGGAAACACGACUGCAAAAAUGAGACAACAGCAGUAUCAAUAAGUGAUGUAACAUAUAGUGACGUGAGAGGAACUUCAGCACAAAAGGAAGCCAUUAGAUUGGAUUGCAGUGAAAUAGGGUGCACCAACGUUGUAAUGACUGGAAUCUACAUAACCCCAUCAGGAACAUCAGUUCAUCAGACUGAUGCCUAUUGCCAAAACGUUAAAGGAACUUUCAAUAAUGUUACACCUGAUGUCAAUUGCCUAUCAGGAUCAUCAUGAUGGCAGUAAUUUAACCCCAGUUUUUUUAACUACUGUUUUAUAUAAUCCUGCAAUGU